AUGAGUAUCGCCUUCGAUGCCUGGGAAUUUGAGCUGCUCAGUGCUGAAUCAGCUGGCCUCGCCUUGGACAGCAACAGAGAAACUGGAAGUCGAUCCAACGUCGACCUUUCAACACGAGCACGCUACUCCGUACAACAGUCUACUGCCCGAUCAUCGAACCCAUCGACGGGCGGAGCAGCCUCCAUGGGAAGACAGGCCGCCGAGGACCUCCAGCGCCUCCGUCUUGGCAAUGCCCAACUGAACGAGAUUCCCUUCAACGCUCUGUUGCACUUCACCAUUUCCGACUUCUCGAAGAACAUGUCCACCGCCUGGGCUGAACAUUCAAUCUCGGACCUACUGACGCUGAUCAUCACCACCUCCCCGACCCGCUCGGCGCCAUCUACCGAGCUGCUUUCCACCGUCCUUGCGUCGUUUCGCGCUCGAUGUGCCCCGCUGUUGAAGUGCAGAGUCAUUGUGGUCUUUGACACGUACGAACAAAUCACCACCCGUCACCGGCUGAAGAAAGGCUACGUUACACCAACGAGUGCCGAAAACUACCACACCUACAAGAAAAAUGUCAAACAUCUCUUCCUGCAUGAAUAUCUUCAGAGCGCCUCGGACGGGACGGACCUGACAGAAUGCUGCGGUGAAGCAGAGUAUGGCUCGCCAAACACGGCGCCGGUUUCCUUCGCCACUGCCUCUACACCAGAUGGUCGCAUUACUUUCGUCGAGGCCAUGGGCCAGCGCCUGGGGUUUGGCUUGGCAGUUCGUACAGCGCUCCGAAAAGUAGCAACCCCCUACGUCUGGGUACACCAACAUGACUGGGCUCUCAUCCUCGACAUACCAAUUGCGUCCCUCCUUUCCGUCAUGAGGGCUUCGGAAUCGGACCAUGGAAAGCCAAUAAAAUACAUCUGCCUGCCUUCUGGGCGCCGGAUAUUCUACGCCACCUCGGCUCAGGUCAUGCCAUUCCCGGAGCUACGAAAACUCGCCACUGCCCUGAGUGGCGACUAUAUGUCGCCCGGUAGUCCCUCGACCACCGUGCCGCUGACGCCCAUGUUCUUUUGGCAUGAUAAGCCACAUGUUGCUUCGACGGCGCAUUAUCUUCAACGUGUCUUCCCCAGCAGGCUGGCCAUGAUGCGCGGAGCCUUUAUCGAGGAUACCAUUGGGCAGAGAGCCAGGAGUCAGAUGAAAGAGGGCCACUGGGCAAAAUGGGCAACUUGGCUUUACAAUCCCCACCAUGGCAAGCAAGUGUGCUUGCAACACCUCCAUGGCAGGACUUGGAGAGGUCGGGAGGAGGAAAAAAGGAUGAAGGAGGUAUAUUGUGAGCGAAACCGGGCCGCCUUGCGCCAGUUGGCAGAAGCAGCGAACGACAAGGCCAAUGUCGGCACCCGCUCCAGACUUUUGGAGGACGACCCAGCUAUAGCAAUUAGCCUACACCUCUCAGGAGAAGAUAUGAAUCCGGACCAGCUUUGUAUCACUCCUGACGGCCAGGGACCUUACUCGACAUUACCAGAAGACGGCCAGUAUCUCCCCAAGCAUAGCGGCGAUGAAAUUAACGCGAGGCGACAUGACGCUGGGCUUGACACAAACGGAACUACAUACAUGACCGCAAACUUUGCGCCGGGACCUGUGUCAGGAUCUUGGAGAGAAGGCCCGAUCCGUGAAGCUGAUGGAACCCCCAGCCUGCAGUACUUUGACGAGGAAAGGGGGAUUCUAUCUCUAGUAAUGAACAUUAGCCAUGACGACGGCUCCAAAUCCUCCAGAAGCGUCUUCGCGCCCGUCAACGACACCACGGCAUUGACACCUCGAGACUUGCAGCAUCUAGAGCAAAAAGGGUGCUUCACAUUACCGUCUCGCGAGAUGCAGGACGUGCUGCUUCGAGCUUAUUUUCACAAUGUGCAUCCUUUCGCGCCAAUCGUCGACGUGGCCGACUUUGUGCAUCGGUAUGCAACAGGAAAAGUGAGCGUACUAUUGCUUUGGAGCAUGUUUGUCGCCGCAGCGAGCUUUAUCGACGAGAAAUUACCAACGAGCGAGCUCGGGGCGACAAGAAUAGAGGUCAAGUCGACCUCGUUUCAACGGGCAAAGGCCCUCUAUGAGUUGGAGUACGAAAAGGAGGCGAUAGUACUCAUCCAGUCCACGUAUCUCAUGAGCUACUGGCUCAGAGGAUUGGACAACAUGAAUGGGCCAUGGUAUUGGCUCGGCAUCGCCAUCUAG
Molecule: messenger RNA, 2193 nt
Organism: Metarhizium album ARSEF 1941
Lineage: Eukaryota; Fungi; Ascomycota; Sordariomycetes; Hypocreales; Clavicipitaceae
Exons: 7
Coding region: 1-2193 (730 amino acids)
Biological process (GO): DNA-templated transcription
Molecular function (GO): zinc ion binding; DNA binding
Source: RefSeq, a predicted model, not a curated record